Molecule: messenger RNA, 2354 nt
Organism: Pteropus alecto (black flying fox)
Lineage: Eukaryota; Metazoa; Chordata; Mammalia; Chiroptera; Pteropodidae
Gene: SLC18B1
Product: solute carrier family 18 member B1
Exons: 14
Coding region: 168-1538 (456 amino acids)
Biological process (GO): transmembrane transport
Molecular function (GO): transmembrane transporter activity
Source: RefSeq, a predicted model, not a curated record
CUUCGGAGGCUGCGGCGAGCCCCUGGCUGAGCGCUGCCGGCGCGGAUCGGCGAUGCCAGGGCUGGGCUGAGCAGUCUCCGCUCUUCAGCUUGUCCUCUCGUCCCAAGUGGAGUCCAGGUCAAGAACUUGGACCCGCGAGCAGCGGCACCGGAGCCCGCGCACUGCGCAUGGACGCGGCAGGGGAGCCCGAGGCCCCAAGCUCACCUGGAGGUGAUGAUCCUCCAGAGAGUGCAGGAAAGACACCCAACUGGCUUUCGAGAGAACAGCUUUUUGUAGUGAUAUCGGCAGCUUCCAUUAAUUUAUGUUCUAUGAUGUACUAUUCUAUCCUUGGACCCUUUUUCCCCAAGGAGGCUGAAAAGAAAGGAGCCAGUAAUACAGUUAUUGGUAUGAUCUUUGGAUGUUACUCUUUGUUUGUAUUGCUGGCAUCUUUGGUAUUUGGAAAAUAUCUUGUACGUAUUGGAGCAAAAUUUAUGUUUGUAGCAGGAGUGUUUGUCUCAGGAGGAGUUACAGUUCUCUUUGGUGUAUUGGACCAAGUUCCAGAAGGACUGAUAUUUAUUGCUAUGUGUUUUCUAGUGAGAGUGGCAGAUGCAAUAAGCUUUGCUGCAGCAAUAACUGCAUCUGUUUCUAUCCUUACAAAGACUUUUCCAAAUAAUGUGGCCACAGUAUUGGGAAGUCUUGAGACUUUUUCCGGACUGGGACUAGUGCUAGGACCUCCUAUAGGUGGCUUCUUGUAUCAAUCCUUUGGCUAUGAGGUGCCUUUUAUUCUUCUGGGAUGCAUAAUUUUGCUGACGGUACCACUCAAUAUGUGUAUUUUACCCAACUAUGAGUCUGAUCCAAGUGAACACUCGUUCUGGAAACUCAUCACUUUACCCAAGGUCGCUCUCAUAGCCUUCGUCAUCAACUCACUCAGUUCGUGUUUAGGCUUCCUUGAUCCUACCUUGUCUCUCUUUGUUUUGGAGAAGUUUCAUUUACCAGCUGGAUAUGUGGGACUCGUAUUCCUGGGUUUGGCCUUAUCCUACGCCAUUUCUUCACCUCUCUUUGGUCUACUAAGUGAUAAAAUGCCACAUCUAAGGAAAUGGUUUCUGGUUUUUGGAAACUUAAUCACAGCAGGGUGCUACAUGCUGUUAGGACCUGUCCCAGUCUUGCACAUUAAAAGUCAGCUUUGGCUGCUGGUACUGAUGUUAGUCGUGAAUGGCAUCUCUUCUGGAAUGAGUGUAAUUCCAACUUUCCCGGAGAUUCUCAGUUGUGCAUAUGAAAAUGGGUUUGAAGAAGGAUUAAGUACAUCGGCGCUCGUGUCAGGUCUCUUUAAUGCAAUGUGGUCAGUUGGUGCUUUUAUAGGACCAACGCUGGGUGGAUUUCUGUAUGAUAAAAUUGGUUUCGAAUGGGCAGCGGCUAUACAAGGUCUGUGGGCUCUGACAAGUGGAUUAGCGAUGGGCUCGUUUUAUCUAUUGGAGUACUCAAGGAGAAGAAGAUCGAAAAUUCAAAAGAAUCUUGGCACAGAGGAGGAACAAACUGCUCUCUUGCCUGAUGAAAUCUAACCUCAAGAAUCUUGGACUGAUAUAGGAUUGGGAGACGAUGCUCCUGGCCUUGAAUAUUAAAGCUGGAAAGUUUGAAAAAUUUUCUUAAUUUUGUGCACAGAACUUCACGAGCCCCACAGCAACAUUCCUGGAAGUGUCCAUGUGUUUUUGGGUGAUCUGUGUGGGGCUGUACUUACUGUCGUUCUGCAAAGCUGGCUUGCUGAACCAGCCAUAUUUGAAGCAUUAAGUAUGAGAAGAGUAGUUGAAAAUCAGCACAGGUUUGUGUUUUUAGGUGACCAAACUGAGCCUUGAAGAUAUUAUUGACUCCAGGACUCCUGUUUCCUCUGUUUACUUUUUAUUGUAAAUGUACUGAUUCUGUGCAUGUACCUUUUUAUAUUAACGAGGAAAGAAAUUAUAUGCUUAAGGGAAGCUUAAGGAAAGUUGAUAUGGUUAUAAUAUAAAAAUAAUAAAAAGAUGACUCACAUGUAGAACAAUGACUAUGAAAUCAGUUUUUAAAAGAUAUGCAUUAUCUGUAUCUGAGAUUUUUGUUCCUGUUCAAAGGCAAAAUUCCUGUCUACCAUGCAAAAACUAACAUUUCCUGACCCGUGGCUCUUCUGAAAAUUUUGUUUGUAUGAAAAGUAUAAGAAUAACAUUACUUGAGAGUUCAAAGGCAAAAUUCCUGUCUACCAUGCAAAAACUAACAUUUCCUGACCUGUGGCUCUUCUGAAAAUUUUGUUUGUGUGAAAAGUAUAAGAAUAACAUUACUUGAGACUUUUAUUUUUGUAACAUACUUCGAAUUAUGAUCUGGAUUAAUAAACAAUACUUGGCAUAACAUUA